AUUUCCCAGUUCCGCCCUUUUGCUCCCUAGCGCCUCCCAGCGCACAGCCUCGCCUUCAAAUUAGUGAAACUCAAAACAUUUCCACGCCUCCAAAGCGACAGCGUGACGUGGCCGGUAUGGUGACGUCACAGCAGCUGACCUCUGUGGGCGUGCCUGCGCAACAAGGCUUCUGUCAUCUAAACAUGGAGGGUCGGUACAACCUGAAAAGCCCAGCAGUGAAACGCCUGAUGAAAGAAGCUGCUGAACUGAGAGACCCGACAGAUCACUACCAUGCUCAGCCACUAGAGGAUAAUCUUUUUGAAUGGCACUUUACAGUCAGAGGACCCCCUGACUCAGACUUUGAUGGAGGUGUUUACCAUGGUAGAAUUGUCCUGCCACCAGAAUAUCCUAUGAAGCCUCCAAGCAUUAUUUUACUAACGGCGAAUGGAAGGUUUGAGGUGGGGAAAAAAAUCUGUCUGAGCAUCUCUGGCCAUCAUCCUGAAACAUGGCAGCCUUCCUGGAGUAUAAGAACUGCUUUAUUAGCCAUAAUUGGAUUUAUGCCCACAAAAGGAGAAGGUGCCAUAGGUUCCCUGGAUUACACACCCGAGGAAAGAAAGGCUCUUGCCAAAAGAUCCCAAGACUACUUCUGUGAAGUAUGUACGGUUAGCAUGAAGUCUACUCUACUCCCUCUUAGCUCUAUUUCCAGCCAGGCUGAUGUUGAAGCUAGAGAGCUUGCCAGACAAAUCAGUUUUAAGGCAGAAGUGAACCCACCUGGAGGUGCUGAAAAUCAGCCUAAUCCGUCACAAGAGAGAAGUGAGCCAAAUUUUCACACACACUCUGAGAUUGAAUCUGCAGAUGCAUCAACCUCAAUUGGUCAAGAAACAAGUCCGCCAACUCCCAGUACAAAUGUCUCUAGAAGUCCACGCCAGCGUCGUGCCCAACAGAGGAGAACUCCAACCUCCACAGGACUCAUUCAGGUCCAGCGCCAUGGGGUUAAUGGGAGCAACACUGGAUCAGCAGUUCUUAUUGUUGUACUGACAUUAGCGCUGGCUGCUCUUAUAUUCCGUAGAAUAUACAUGGCAAAUGAUUACAUUUUUGACUAUGAGCUAUAAUGUAUGGUUGGAGAGUGCCACAUUAAAUCAAUGUGUAUCAGGUAUGUAUGGAGAACUGUUUACACAAGUGACAACUUGUAUUUAAUUCAUGCAUAUGUUUGAACGAUUGCAUUUGUCUCGAGGUGGCUUUAUGAAAGAGUUUCAUCAUUCCUGGAAAAAAAUCAUUGCAUAUGUGCGAUUUCUCACUAUAUUACAGUGAGAGUCCAUGACAACAGUUAUCAGCUAUUGUACAAAUUAUAAUAAAUACUCGUUCAGAUUCAAUUGAAA
Molecule: messenger RNA, 1358 nt
Organism: Xenopus laevis (African clawed frog)
Lineage: Eukaryota; Metazoa; Chordata; Amphibia; Anura; Pipidae
Gene: ube2j1.S
Product: ubiquitin conjugating enzyme E2 J1 S homeolog
Exons: 8
Coding region: 117-1091 (324 amino acids)
Biological process (GO): ERAD pathway
Cellular component (GO): endoplasmic reticulum membrane
Molecular function (GO): ligase activity
Source: RefSeq, a predicted model, not a curated record